AUGACUUCUUGCACGAUCCUAGCAUUCCUGAGCUGUUCGUCUGCCUAGCGUCCAUCAAGCCCUCGUGUCCUCAAUUACGGUCUGGAAUCCAGCUAAGUCCAAGAUCUCAUUUCGUGUCACGACACAUCAUCAAUGUUUACGAAGAUGAAAAAUCUUCUCGCAUUAUACAUCUAGUUAGCUGUGUAACAAGAGCGCAGGUAUUGGCGAAGUUUAUAGCUGAGUAGGUGCACAUAUUUGGAGGAAAAUAUGCAGUUGCUUCUGUUGGUAUUCCUGUGCAUUUGUGGACUAAGCUGGGGCCAAAUAGACUGGGGUCCAGGCGCCUGCGCCCAGAUGGCCAAGGCCUGCUGGCCCCUUCCGAAGGGCGCUCAGGGACCACCCGGACCGCCAGGCGAGGCUGGUCCAGCCGGGCGUCGAGGGGCACCAGGUCCACCCGGUCCCCCCGGCCCUCGGGGGUAUCCUGGUAGAGUCCUUACACCACCACCAGGACCUCCAGCUCCGAAAGGAGAUCGCGGUGAACCCGGGUAUCCAGGAGAACCCGGAGAAGGUGGAGAUGUCGGGUUCCCCGGUGAGCGGGGACUUCGAGGGUUUGGGGGAUUUCCGGGAGCUAAGGGUCACAAAGGGAAAGAAGGUGAUACAGGAUUACCGGGAAGACGGGGGCCCCCGGGAUCUAGCAGCUCAAAUGCCCGCGAGUGUAUGUGGAAGAUGGAUGACGGCAAGGAUAGAGGAGUUAUAGUGAACUGUACCAUCCAAAAGACGUCCUCUUCCACCGCCAUUCACGUGACCUACAACGGACCAAUAGAAAUCGGCCUCUGUAAACGUUGCUGCAAGCGUUGGUUCUUCACGUUCAAUGGUCAGGAAUGCCGCAGCCCUGCGCCUAUCGACGCCAUAAUGUCAGGGGGGCUACGACCAGACUACCCUCAUUACCAGUAUGGGAGGGUGGAGGGAAUCUGCCAGGUCCCUUUUCCCGCGGGAUAUCUGCGGGUUUCAUUGAAUUUAGAGAAUUGUAAGGGCUUUCAGGAUUCGGAUGUCCCCAUAAAGGUCUCCCUGUAUAAACCGAAUGGAUUGGUUACAUUACAUGAAAUAGUACCCCCGCAGUAGCUAGGGAAUAAUAAAUUGAUGACGAAAACUCUA
Nematostella vectensis (starlet sea anemone) is the source of this 1131-nucleotide messenger RNA. Its product is annotated as collagen triple helix repeat-containing protein 1-like. The transcript has 4 exons. The coding region runs from base 247 to 1098 and encodes 283 amino acids. The record is from RefSeq and is a predicted model, not a curated record. NCBI's taxonomy places the organism in Eukaryota, Metazoa, Cnidaria, Anthozoa, Actiniaria, Edwardsiidae.